Molecule: messenger RNA, 10806 nt
Organism: Pezoporus flaviventris
Lineage: Eukaryota; Metazoa; Chordata; Aves; Psittaciformes; Psittacidae
Product: zinc finger homeobox protein 3-like
Biological process (GO): regulation of neuron differentiation; regulation of transcription by RNA polymerase II; brain development
Cellular component (GO): nucleus
Molecular function (GO): zinc ion binding; DNA-binding transcription factor activity, RNA polymerase II-specific; RNA polymerase II cis-regulatory region sequence-specific DNA binding
Source: RefSeq, a predicted model, not a curated record
AUGGAAGGCUGUGACUCGCCCAUCAUCCCUGGGAAGGACAACGGGUGCAGCAUCUCUCAGCACCAGCAAUGGACUGAUGUCAACAGCGCCCACCUCCCUGACACAGUUGGCAGCAUGGAGCAGCCCAUGGCAGCGACUUGUGGCCCCCUGGACAGCCUGAGGGUCCCUUUCCCCGAGAGCAGCACAGCAGCUGGCCCCAGCGCCAAGCCCACCAGCAAGGAGGUGAGCUGCAGGCAGUGCGCUGUCUCCUUCACAGGCCUGCAGAGCUACAUGGAACACCGCUGCGCCGAUGCCUGCCCAGCCCUGCCACUGCAGGGGGACAACGGGAGUGAGAGUAGCGAGGAUGGGGAGGAGAGUGAUGUGGAGAACCUGGCCGGCGAGAUCAUCUACCAAUCUGAUGGCUCAGCCUACACUGUGGAGAGCCUCAGCCAGCUGGUGCAGAGUGGGGGUGCCUACAGCAGUGGGGCUCUCUCCUUGCUGCUCCUGAACUCACUGGCCAAGCAGGGAGAGCCCUCUGCUGCUGCUACCGUCUACCCACAGAUCAUCAACACCUUCCACAUAGCCUCAUCCUUUGGGAAGUGGUUUGAGGGCUCAGACCAGGCCUUCCUGAAUACCUCAGCCCUGGUGGGCAUCAGCCCCGUCCUGCACAGCUUCCGCGUCUUCAAUGUGCGACACAGAAGCAACAAGGAUUACCUGAACAGUGAUGGUUCUGCCAAAAGCUCUUACAUAUCCAAAGAUGUUCCCAGCAAUGUGGACCUGUCCAAAUUUGAUGGCUUUGUGCUCUAUGGGAAGAGGAAGCCCAUCCUGAUGUGUUUCUUGUGUAAGCUCUCCUUUGGGUAUGUCCACUCAUUUGUGACCCAUGCAGUGUGCAACCAUCAAAUGACUCUGAGUGAGGAGGAGCGGGAAAUUCUUAGCAAUAAGAACAUCUCCGCUAUCAUCCAAGGGAUAGGCAAAGACAAGGAACCCCUUGUCAGCUUUCUGGAACCAAAAACCAAAACUUUUCAGCACCCUCUCAUUUCUGCAGCUAACCUCAUAGGUCCUGGACAGAGUUUUUAUGGUAAAUUCAGUGGCAUUUGCAUGGAAGGUGAGCAGGCGUUCCAGGCCAGGGCAGCUGAUGGAGCAGAGCUGCCACUGGCAGGUGUUCUGGCCCCCAGUGCGCUCCUCAACCUGGGCGGACUGACCAGCUUGGCUCUGAAGACUCCUAUUACCUCAGUCCCCCUGGGCCCGCUGGCUUCCGGUCCCACCAAAUUCUCAGAGGGGAAGGACCUUGGGGUGGCAGGGGGGGAGAAGCAAGAGGGGGAUGAGCAGGACAUCCUCUCAGAAAAGGCAGAGCUGGUGGAGGAGGAGGAAGAGGAGGACAUGGAGGAGGAGGAGGGAGAAGAUGAGGAUGAUGAGGGUUGCAAAGGACUGUUUCCAAGCGAGCUGGAGGACUGGCCUCAAGAGGAUGCUGAGGCUGUGGCAGGCAGUGACAGCAGCAAAAAGGACCUUGCUCUCUCAAACAAAAGCAUUUCUAACUCUCCCUUAAUGCCUAACGUGCUCCAGACCCUAUCGCAGAGCACAGAUUCUACUACUUCUAAUUCUGCUUCUUCCUUUGUCUUUGAUGGUUCAAACAAGGGUAAUCACUUCAGCUUUAACAAUGAGGAUGGUGGAGCCAGCAUGGCAGAGGGCAGCAGGAAGCUGGACUUUAUCCAUGAAAGUGCCAAUAAAGACAGUGCCACAGCACCAGAACCAAAUGAGAGUAUGGAGGGCGAGGACAGGAGCUACAUCUCCCAUCACCAGCAUGCUGGUCCCCUCUGUGAACUUGGGGGUGGGGAGUGCCCCUUGGGGAGUGGCAUGGAGUGCCCAAAGUGUGACACGGUCCUGGGCUCCUCACAGUCAUUGGGUAGCCACAUGACUAUGAUGCAUUCUCGCAACUCAUAUAAGACACUCAAGUUUCCCAAGUGCAAUUGGCACUACAAGUACCAGCAGACGCUUGAGGUGCACAUGAAGGAGAAACAUCCUGAGCCAGGUGGCUCCUGCGUGUACUGCAAAAGCAGGCAGCCUCACCCGCGGCUGGCACGGGGUGAGAGCUACACUUGUGGUUAUAAGCCCUUCCACUGUGAGGUCUGUAACUACUCCACUACUACCAAAGGCAACCUCAGUAUCCAUAUGCAGUCUGACAAGCAUCUCAACAACAUGCAGAACCUGCAGAAUGGAGGGGGCAAACAAGUCUUCAGCCACACCGCUGGGGUGGUGGCAGCAGCUGUGGUGGCCGCAGCAGCCAACAUUGGUAGCACAUGUGGGGCCACCUCCCCCACCAAACCAAAAGCCAAACCCACGUGGCGGUGUGAGGUGUGUGACUAUGAGACCAACAUAGCUAGAAACCUCCGUAUUCACAUGACUAGUGAGAAGCACAUGCACAACACGAUUCUGCUUCAGCAAAAUAUGUCCCAAAUCCAACACAGCCAGCACCUGGGCCUUAGCAGCCUACCGUCACCCACCGAGGCUGAGCUAUACCAUUACUACCUGGUGCAGAACGUGAACCUUCCUAACUUUAAGAUGGAUAGCACUUCCUCAGAUGCACAGUUCACAGUGGGUGGAUUCCAGCUCGAUCCCAUGGCAAUGAUUGCUCCACCUCUAGUGGGUGGAGAGAUCCCCAUGGACAUAUGGUUAGGUGGUGGACAGCUGGUGUCUGAGGAACUAAUGAACUUGGGUGAGAGUUUCACACAAACAAAUGAUCCAUCACGGAAGCUCUUCCAGUGUGCUGUGUGCAACAAGUUCACUACAGAUAAUUUGGACAUGCUGGGCCUUCACGUGAACAUGGAGCGUAGCUUCCCUGAAGAUGAGUGGAAGGCAGUGAUGGGGGACUCGUACCAGUGCAAGUUGUGCCACUACAACACACAGCUCAAGGCAAACUUCCAACUCCACUGUAAGAUGGACAAGCAUGUGCAGAAAUACCAGCUGGUAGCACAUAUCAAGGAGGGUGGCAAGGCCAAUGAGUGGAGGCUGAAGUGUGCGGCCAUUGGGAAUCCAGUACAUCUGAAAUGCAAUGCUUGUGACUACUACACCAACAGUCUAGAGAAGCUGCAUCUUCACACGGUGAAUUUGAGGCAUGAGACCAACCUGAAGCUCUAUAAGCACCUUCAGCAUCACGAGAGCUGGGUUGAAGGUGAAAGCUGCUAUUACCACUGUGUCCUCUGUAACUACUCCACUAAGGCCAAGCUGAACCUUAUCCAGCACGCGUGCUCCAUGAAGCACCAGUGGAGCGAAAACCUACGGAAGCUUCAGUGCCUUCCUGAAGAAGAGAAAGACCUGGGACAGAUCUUCACCAGCUGGAAGUGUACAGCAGCUGAGGCUGAAGAAUCCGCUGAAGAUGUGCAAGGGCCCAAUGAAACAUCUGUCGAUGCUGAAGAGCCUGCCAAGGACCAAGAGAGUGGAAGGGACAAGUACCAGACCAGCCAUGUAGAGAAGGAGCUGACAGACCCUCCAGCAUCCUCUAAACGAAUAUCAUUUCCCAGCAGCUCUGAGUUACCUCUCCCCUUUAAAUGGUCAGAAACUUCAGAAAAGACCAAAUCAGAGCAGAUGUAUCAGUGUCCAUAUUGCAAAUACAGUAACACAGACGUGAAUUGGCUGUGGGUGCAUGCCAUGACCCAACACUUGCCUCAGCCCAUGCUCUGCUGCCCUCUCUGCCAGGACACGCUGAUCAACAAGAUCGAUUUGCAGCUGCACCUCACCCAUCUGCACAGUGUGUCACCUGACUGUGUUGAGAAGCUCAUCAUGACAGUGGCAACACCUGAGGGGAUGAUGCCCAGCAGCAUGUUUCUCCCAGCAGCCGCUCCAGAGAAAGAUGAGAACACUGCUGUGGAGGAGCUGGGGAAGCAGCCUGAGAUCUCUGAGGACUUGGGAAAGAGUAUUCUGCUAUCUGACAGCACAGAGCACAGCGGAGAUCCCAAGCUGGUUCCAGCUGAUCCUAGCUGUGCCAGGGAGGACUCUGGCUUCCUCUGCUGGAAGAAAGGCUGCAACCAGGUGUUCAAGAGCUCGGCAGCCCUUCAGAUGCACUUCAAUGAGGUUCACGCAAAGCGGCCUCAGCUGCCAGUGUCUGAUCGCUGUGUCUACAAGUUCCCCUGUAACCAGUGCAGCCUGGCAUUCAAAACCAUUGAGAAGCUGCAGCUCCAUUCCCACUACCAUGCCAUCCAGGCAUCCACCGUGUGCUGCCUUUGCCAGUGCAGCUUCCGAACCUUCCAGGCCCUGAAGAAGCACUUGGAAACCAGCCAUCUGGAGCUGAGUGAGGCUGACAUUCAGCAGCUAUAUGGUGGUCUCUUGGUCAAUGGAGACCUCCUUGUGAUGGGAGAUCCUUUGCUCACAGAAGACCACGCUAUCAUAGUCGAGGAAGAUAAGGAGGAGGAGAGUGACUUGGAAGAUAAGCAGAACCCAACAGGUGGUGAUUCAGGGUCAGUGCAAGAGGACUCUGGCUCAGAACCAAAGAGGGCCUUACCCUUCAGAAAGAGCCCUAACUUCACUAUGGAGAAAUUCCUAGAUCCAUCUCGCCCUUACAAGUGCACAGUCUGCAAGGAGUCUUUCAUGCAAAAGAACAUUCUCCUGGUCCAUUACAAUUCGGUUUCUCACUUGCAUAAACUGAAAAGAGCCCUCCAAGAGUCUGCUACUGGGCAGCCCGAACCAACCAGCAGCCCAGACAACAAGCCUUUUAAGUGUAACACCUGCAACAUGGCCUACAGUCAGAGCUCAACCUUGGAGAUCCACAUGAGAUCUGUCCUGCACCAAACCAAGGCUUGUGCUGCCAAGCUGGAAGCAGCUGGGGGCAGUGGCAGCAGUAACAGAACUGGCAACAGCAGCAGUCUCUCUUUGGGUUCAUCCACGCCAAGUCCAGUGAACACUACCAACAGUAAUACUUUUACAACCACCAACACAAGUAAUUCGGGCACAGCUCCCAUUCCCAGCCUGCUCAACCAGGUAUGCAGCGACAGUGUGAGAAUUCCUCCUUUAGGUAACCCUGUAAGCACUAGUAUGUCCUCCCCUUCAGAGCCCAAAGAGGUAAACCAAAAGAAGCUGGCAGACAUGAUUGCAUUCAGACAGCAGCAGCAACAGCAGCAGCAGCAGCAAGCUCAAACCUUGGCCCAGACCCAGGACCAAGUCCAGGCCCAUCUGCAACAAGAACUGCAGCAGCAGGCUGCUUUCUUGCAGUCUCAGCUCUUCAACCCAGCACUUUUGCCGCACUUUCCGAUGACCACUGAGACCCUUCUGCAGCUUCAGCAACAGCAGCAUCUUUUGUUUCCUUUCUACAUCCCUAAUGCUGAGUUCCAGCUCAAUACAGAAGUUAGUUUGCCUGUCACUAGUGGUGCACUGACAUUGACUGUUACAGGUCCAAGUUUACUGGAGGACCUGAAGGCUCAAGUUCAGAUCCCUCAGCAGAGCCAUCCACAGCUCUUACAGCAGCAGCAAGGCCAGCUCUCCUUGUCACAACCUCACUCCGUCCUUAUACAGCAGAGACAGAACCCUGAGAAGAAGAAUAAAUCCAUAGUGAAAGAGAAAGAAAAAGAAACCCCACGGGAAAGGGAAAGUGCAGAGAGGGGAGACAGUAAUGUAGCAUCUAAAGAGUCUCUACCUGAUAAUUUAAAGCCCAAAGAAAAGAAAGAUUUUGUACUAGGCGGUAGUUUGGAGCCCUCCUUAAUGCCGCUGCAUAUUGCCUCUGAUGCAAGAGGGAAUGCCACAAAAGCCUUGCUGGAAAACUUCGGCUUUGAGCUUGUCAUUCAGUAUAACGAGAACAAGCAGAAGGUGCAGAAGAAAAACGGGAAGACAGAUCAAGGUGAGAACUUCGAAAAGCUUGAGUGUGAUACGUGCGGCAAGUUUUUUUCAAACAUCCUCAUCCUGAAGAGCCACCAAGAGCAUGUUCACCAACAUUACUUUCCCUUUAAGCAGUUAGAGAAAUUUGCCAAACAAUACAGAGAACACUAUGACAAACUGUACCCGCCUCAGACCCCAGAGCCUCCGCCACCACCUCCGCUCCCUCCAGCACCUCCUCAGCCAGCUUCUACUCCUACCAUCCCUCCUUCUGCCCCACCAAUUGCCUCUCCUAUGAUUGCACGAGCCCAGCCGUCUGUGCCACUCACCCAGUUCUCCAUGUCAGUGGAGCUCCCCAUCUUUUCACCACCGAUGAUGCAAACCAUGCCACUACAGACGUUACCUGCACAGCUGCCACCCCAGCUGGGUCCUGUAGACCCUCUGCCUGCCGAUUUGGCCCAAUUGUACCAGCAUCAGCUCAACUCUAGCCGUCUUCAGCAGCAGCAGAACAAGAGGACAUGGAUCACCGAUGACCAACUCAGAGUCCUUCGGCAGUAUUUCGAUAUUAACAAUUCCCCAAGUGAGGAACAGAUCAAAGAGAUGGUGGACAAAUCUGGAUUGCCCCAGAAAGUGAUCAAGCACUGGUUCAGGAACACUCUUUUCAAAGAACGCCAGCACAACAAGGAUUCCCCAUACAACUUCAGUAAUCCUCCCAUUACCAGCCUGGAAGAACUGAAGAUAGACUCAUGGCCUCCUUCUCCAGAACCUCAAAAGCAGGAGUACUGGGGAAGCAAACGGUCCUCCCGGACACGCUUUACUGACUACCAACUGAGAGUUCUACAGGACUUCUUUGAUGCCAAUGCUUAUCCAAAGGAUGAUGAACUUGAGCAGCUUUCUAACUUGCUGAACCUCCCAACACGUGUUAUAGUGGUGUGGUUCCAGAAUGCCCGUCAAAAGGCUAGGAAAAACUAUGAGAAUCAGGGAGAAGGCAAAGACGGGGAACGACGGGAGCUUACAAAUGACAAGUAUAUUAGAACAAGCAAAUUGAACUACCAAUGCAAAAAGUGCUGUCUAGUCUUUCAGUGCAUUUUUGAUCUCAUUAAACACCAGAAAAAGCUUUGUUACAAAGAUGAGGAUGAGGAUGGACAGGAUGAUAGCCAGAAUGAAGACUCUAUGGAUGCAGUGGAGCUUUUGACUCCAACCAGUUCCUCCUGCAGCACGCCAAUGCCCUCACAAGCUUACAACACACCUACAUCUACAGUCGAUGCAACCUCCUCAGCUUGUCUGCAUCUCACAGCAGAGGCAGAUGAUUCCUCCACCUAUAGUUCUAAAGUAGAACCUACAGAAGAGAAACCAAAGCAAUCUGAACCUCCGAGUACACAGCAAAACCAAACUCAAGAGAAGCAAGUGCAACCAAAGCAAGAGUCUCAGCAGCAACAAGACCAAGGAGAACAAAAGACAAGUUCAGCACACCAAAAGAUUUCACAGUUAUCCUCCCCCUCUUCAUUGCAAAAGCCACCUCCCCGUCCUCAACUCCCUCAGUGCUCCUUGUCACAGUCAAUUCCAAGUCCAUCUCAGCUCUCACAUAUCUCCCUCAAACCCAUUCACACGUCCACCCCUCAACAGCUGGCAAACAUACCUCCUCAGCUAAUCCCAUACCAGUGUGACCAGUGUAAGCUGGCAUUUCCCUCCUUUGAGCAUUGGCAGGAGCAUCAGCAGCUUCAUUUUCUGAGUGCACAGAACCAGUUUGUCCACCCUCCAUUCCUGGACAGAACGCUGGAUAUGCCACUCAGGCUUUUUGAUCCCAGUAAUCCACUACUUGCAAGCCAGCUGCUAUCUGGGACAUUACCACAGGUUCCAGCAAGUUCAGCCACUUCACCAUCAACUCCAGCAUCCGCAAUGAACACACUGAAGAGAAAGCUGGAGGAAAAGGCUAGUGCAAGCCCUGGAGAAAAAGACAGUGGGACUGGGGGAGAAGAACCACAAAGGGAUAAACGUCUAAGGACUACCAUUACCUCAGAGCAGCUGGAAAUUCUUUAUCAGAAAUACUUGCUUGACUCCAACCCAACGCGGAAAAUGUUGGAUCACAUUGCACAUGAAGUGGGCUUGAAGAAACGCGUGGUGCAAGUUUGGUUUCAGAACACCCGUGCACGGGAAAGGAAGGGGCAUUUCAGAGCUGUAGGGGCUGCCCAAGCCCAUAGACGGUGUCCCUUCUGCCGAGCUCUCUUUAAAGCAAAGACAGCUCUGGAAGCUCAUAUCCGAUCCUGUCACUGGCAUGAGGCUGAGAGAGCAGGAUACAACUUGACAUUGUCUGCUAUGCUUUUAGAUUGUGAUGGGGGACUGCAAAUGAAGGGGGACAUCUUCGAUGGAGCAAGCUUUUCCCACAUGCCACCAACAAGCAGUGAUGGACAUAGUGUUCUUCUCUCCCCAGUGAACAAGAGCAUGGAGCUGUCACCUCAAGCACUGCUGAGUCCGUCCUCCAUUAAGGUGGAAGGGAUAGAAGACUUUGAGAAUUCCUCCAUGUCCUCAGUCAAUCUGAGCUUUGACCAAACAAAACCGGACAAUGAUGACUGCUCCUCUGUCAACACUGCAAUCACAGACACUACAACAGGAGAUGAAGGGAAUGCAGACAACAAUAGUGCUACAGGGAUUGCAACCGAAACCAAAUCAACAUCGAGACCCAGUGAGGGUCUUGCAAAAACUACCAUGAUAGCAAUGUCUGAAUAUGAAGAUCGUCUGUAUUCUGGCCUGGUCAGCCCAGCUCCUAGCUUUUACAGCAAAGAGUAUGAUAAUGAAGGUAAUGUGGACUAUAGUGAAACAUCCAGCCUUGCAGAUCCCUGUUCACUCAGCCCUGGUGCAAGUGGUUCAGCCAGCAAGUCUGGAGAGAAUGGGGAUCGUCCCGGACAGAAACGCUUUCGCACUCAGAUGACUAAUCUCCAGCUAAAAGUUCUUAAGUCAUGCUUUAAUGACUACAGGACACCCACCAUGCUGGAGUGUGAGGUCCUGGGCAAUGACAUUGGACUGCCAAAGAGAGUUGUUCAGGUCUGGUUCCAGAAUGCUAGGGCAAAGGAGAAGAAGUCCAAACUCAGCAUGGCCAAGCAUUUUGUUAUAAACCAAACAAGUUAUGAGGGACCCAAAACAGAGUGCACUUUGUGUGGCAUCAAGUACAGUGCUAGACUAUCUGUACGUGACCAUGUCUUCUCUCAACAGCAUAUCUCUAAAGUUAAAGAAACCCUUGAAAGCCAGUUGGAUAAGGAAAAGGAGUAUUUUGACCCAGCUACUGUACGUCAGUUGAUGGCUCAGCAGGAGCUGGACCAAAUCAAAAAAGCCAAUGAUAUUCUUGGUCUGGCAGCUCAACAGCAAGGCAUGUUUGAUAACACACCUCUGCAAGCUCUUAACCUUCCUGUUGCAUACCCAGCACUACAGGGCAUCCCUCCAGUCUUACUUCCAGGCCUCAACAGACCAUCCUUACCAGGCUUAAGUACAUCCAACACAGCUUUAACUUCUCCCAAACCCAACCUGAUGGGCCUACCCAGCACAAAUGUCCCUUCUCCCAGCAUCCCCACCUCUGCAUUACCAAAUAAGCAGCCCCCAGCCGUGCUGAGCUCAUCCACCCCGGCACAAGCCACAGCAAUCGUGGCCUCGCAGCAGCCACUGGCAACAACCCUGCAGCAGCAGCAGCCACCCCCGCCACAGUGCAAGGAGGAGAGCGAGAAGGCAAAAGAGAAGGAGAAAGCACCCAAGGGGAGGGGGGACCUCCUUCCAGGGCCCAAGAAGGAGAAGGGGGAGGCACCAGCGGGUGCCCUCUCAGCCCCACUACCUGCCAUGGAGUACACCAUGGAGCCCACCCAGCUCCAGGCACUGCAAGCUGCCCUGAAUUCAGACCCCACCACCUUGCUGACAAGCCAGUUCCUUCCCUACUUUGUCCCCAGCUUUUCUUCUUACUAUGCCCCACAGAUCUCUGGUGCCCUGCAGAGCGGGUACCUGCAGCCCAUGUACGGGAUGGAGGGGCUCUUCCUCUACAGCCCCGUGCUGUCGCAGGCACUGCUGGGGCUGUCCCCCAGCUCCCUGCUGCAGCAGUACCAGCAAUACCAGCAGAGCCUGCAGGAGGCAUUGCAGCAGCAGCGGCAGGUGCAGAAAGCACAUUAUCCCAAAGGAAGCCGAACCCUGGUCCCCGAGGGGGCCGCCACCCUGGACAAAGACCCUGCCAAAGAACCCCCCAAGCAUGAAGAGCAGAAGAACACACCCUGCGAGGUGUCCCCCCUCCUGCUCAACCCCCAAGAAGAGCCCGAAGCAGAAGGCAAGGGCACAGACUCCCUCAGCGACCCCUUCAUCGUACCAAAGGUGCGGUACAAGAUGGUCUGCCGCAAGUGCCAGGUGGGCUUCAGCGACCAGGAGGCUGCCAGCGACCACCUGAAGUCUCUCUGCUUCUUCGGCCAGUCCAUGGCAUACCUGCAAGAGAUGGUGCUUCACGUGCCCACCGGCAGCAGCCAGGGCAACGGCUUGCACCAGUGUGUGGCGUGCGAGAGCACGGUGUGUGAGGACGAAGGCCUCAGUCAGCAUCUCGAGUCAGCCCCGCACAAACACCGAACAAUCACAAGAGCAGCAAGAAACGCCAAAGAGCACCCCAGUCUAUUACCUCACUUUGCCUGCCCCCCCGACCCCAGCACCGCAUCUACCUCGCAGUCGGCCGCUCACUCAAAUGACAGCCCCCUGCCCCCGCCCCCCCCAGCUUCCCCCCACGCCGCCAGAAAGCCCUGGCCCCCAGCAGCACCCCGUGCCCCACCAGGGAAGCCUCUGCUGCCGUCUUUCCUUCCUCUCUCCUCAUCUUCAACGGUUACCUCAAGUUCAUGCAGAACCUCAGGGGUUCAGCCCUCUAUGCCAACAGAUGACUAUUUGGAGGAGUCUGAAGCAGAUCUUAGCCAAAAGUCAGAUGGACUGGCGAGCCCAGCAGAGGGGCCCCGGGACCCCGGAUGCCCUAAGGACAGUGGUCUAGCUAGCAUAGGAAUGGACACCUUCAGAUUGUAA